UCAUCGUCCACUAUCGUCAACUCCGUUGCAACAGCAGUGCCGAAGUGUAGCGCGAAGCACAUUUGGUAGCUUGGUCAAAGCUUUAAUCAACACUCUAAGGUACAAUAUGUCACGUUAUCGUGAAUGGGAAUUGUCCUGCAAGGUUUAUGUGGGAAAUCUGGGCAGUAGUGCCAGCAAGCAUGAAAUUGAGAGUGCGUUUAGUAAGUACGGUCCUUUAAGAAAUGUGUGGGUAGCUAGAAACCCACCAGGUUUUGCGUUUGUGGAGUUUGAAGAUCCAAGAGAUGCUGAAGAUGCAGUCAGAGGAUUAGACGGAACACGCUGUUGUGGGACCAGAAUGAGAGUAGAAAUGUCUUCAGGGAGAAGCCGACGAGGUGGUGGUGGUCGGAGGCCAGGUCCUAGAUAUUCCAGGUCCAGGUCGCGCAGUCCUCGCAGGAAAUCUUUGGGUCGUUACCCGAGAUCCUGUUCGAGAAGCUCGCGGAGAUCAUCGAUUAGCCACUGCUCUAGAUUCAACGUGCAUCAACUCCUAGCUCUGCUCGUCUUCCCGCCACUACUACUACUUCAACCACCGUGAACAAGCGUAUUAUAUACGCGAAAAAAGCAAAUCGUCAAUCUCGCAAUCGUCGUCGAUCGCAAAACAAACGAGACCAAUAUAAAAAAAAAUAUGCCUGCCUGCCCACUAACUUCCCAACCAACCAAGUCACCAUCAGUCACCACCAAGUCACCGAGUAUGUAGGAAGCCGUCCGUACGUCCGUCACGUCACAUCACGUCACGUCGCCCGUCGAUGUGUUUGUGCGUUGUGGGUGUUGCGACGCACACAUUAGCACACAACGGCGCAACAACCGAAACAACAGUUUGCGUGCGCCGUCGCCGCUGCCGGAGUACCGCCAGAAAGCCACCUUCGAAAAAAGAAAAAAAAACGUAGCCUUCUUUCGUUGCUGUCCCCCGUCCGCCGUCGUUGCACCGCAAAACCGUCUUGAAACCGAAACAAAAAAAAAACCGUCAGUCGCUCUACUACGAGACUAUCCCCUUCGAUCACCACUAUUACUACUAUUCUUCCACCACCAUCACCAACCACCAACCGACCAGUCAACCAACCACCGGGUGUUGUUGUGAUCCACCUUCUUCGACUCUUCGUCUCAGCUUUAGGGGGAUAGCGGCACGCUGAGUUAAUCGCCAAAAAAAAUUCGCCACCGUGAGAAAACCGCCACCCACAACCGGCCGGCCACCAUCUUGAACGAACCAAUCGCGAUAAAAAAAAAAGUCACAUUCUGUCCACACAGUAAUUCUGUCCAGCGCGUCUCCAUUCGACUGCGAACGACUGUCUUCUCGGUAGUUCGUCGUUUUGAGACCGACUAGUACAGCUACUGCUACUACCUACUAGUACUACUACUACUACUACUACUACUACUACCUACUACCACUACUACUACUACUACUCUACUGCCUACCUACUCGUCGACCAUCACUUAGAGACGUGUGUUUAGCCACGACAACUGAGCGCGUGUGAGAGUUGCCGCCGAGAAAUCUUCUCACUCUUCGACUCGAGCAAAAAAAA
Linepithema humile (Argentine ant) is the source of this 1556-nucleotide messenger RNA. RefSeq names its product RNA-binding protein 1 (gene Rbp1). Gene Ontology annotation, cellular component: nuclear speck. Gene Ontology annotation, molecular function: RNA binding. NCBI's taxonomy places the organism in Eukaryota, Metazoa, Arthropoda, Insecta, Hymenoptera, Formicidae. The record is from RefSeq and is a predicted model, not a curated record. Gene Ontology annotation, biological process: mRNA splicing, via spliceosome.